Messenger RNA from Anopheles stephensi (Asian malaria mosquito), 3114 nucleotides. Its product is annotated as homeobox protein Hox-A1. Gene Ontology annotation, biological process: regulation of transcription by RNA polymerase II. Gene Ontology annotation, cellular component: nucleus. Gene Ontology annotation, molecular function: RNA polymerase II cis-regulatory region sequence-specific DNA binding; DNA-binding transcription factor activity, RNA polymerase II-specific. The coding region runs from base 387 to 2129 and encodes 580 amino acids. The transcript is spliced from 4 exons. Lineage: Eukaryota; Metazoa; Arthropoda; Insecta; Diptera; Culicidae. The record is from RefSeq and is a predicted model, not a curated record.
UAGAACUUGAUGGCAAUAGAUUACUUUUCCCAGGGCUCGGUGUUCGCGGUGCAGCAUUAAGCGAUAAGCCGAAUAAGCUCAGUUUCGAGCAAAAUAUGGAUUAAAACGACCAGUUUCUCGCUGCCAACAACGUUUUCCAGCGACAUUCGUACGGAUUAAAACGAUUUUUCGUUGGAUGGUUUUUAGUGUGCAGUUCCAUUAUGCUGCGUACCCCCGAGUGCUGUGCAUGAUAAUGAGUUGAAGCAGAGUGUUGUUCCUUACGGGCCUAAUGAGUGUUUUGCAUAGUGUUAAGCAAGCGCAAGUGCUUUGGUGAAGCAUGAUUUAAUUUGUAGUGGUGUGUUUAGAGAAAGAUCAGCAGUUUCAAGUUUGCAAAGUUAACCGCCAAUAUGAUAGACAUAAGUAUGUACGGAAAUCAUUCAUCGCACACCAGUGGUUUUCAGAACAGUGAUCUUGGGGCCGGAGGGUACCCCUACUUUACAGCGGGCCACCACCACCAUCACCAUUAUCACCAGCACCAAAGGCAACCUGUCCAGUCGCAUCAGCAUGCCAACUCUGCGAACGUUGGCAACAGUGCUACAGCUGUGAAUAAUGUUACCACUAACACCGCAGUGACCUCUAACAAUAGCAGCAACAGCAGCAGCAGCGGCAGCAACAACAACAACAACACUUCCAAUCCGCCCACGGCCAAUGUCCAUCAGACCUCUUCCUAUGCGCACACAUCUCAUCUAUACAGUCCGUCCGCGAUCGAAUACGGCAUCACUACCUCUAGCUCUCCGACAACGGAUUUAUACUUCGAAGGUGAUAGUCAGGGUGCGAUCUACUACGGGCCCGGGCAGCCCACACCGACGGCACCAUUCCAGGAAACACGGAUCAUUAGCGCCGAUAAUGGGCUGAGCUACACCAAUCUGGAUUAUGCGAUGUACCACCAGGCGCAGGAUUGUGCCGAUCCCAGCUAUCUGGCGCAUCAUCACGACUCCAAGCUGCAUCUGCAUCGGUACGGAGCCUUUGCUGGAGCUAUAGCGGACGAUGCAGCGAUCACCGGUGAUCAUAAUCACCACAAUCACCUGCACCAACAUUCGCAUCUUUCGCACCCGCACAACCCUACCUCCCCUGGUGGAGUGAACGGGGGAGCUACGGGCUGGGGCCAAGUAUACUCCGAUUCGAUUGCUCAGCCGCCGCAACACCAGCAUCUCCAGCAGUCCCAUAACCAGCACUCGGUAGCACAGUGCAGUCCUAGCGUCGCUACAACCGCAUCCAUGAUUGAGUCGCCGCAAGUACUGCUGAACGCGAGUGCAUCCGACGAUGGGGACAGUAGCGGUGGUGUCGGUACUAAUUUUUCGCACCUCCAGCACCAGCACCACCACCACCAUCCUCAUCAUCCACAUCAUCAUCAUCAUCACCAUCACGCGACAGUAUUGCAGCAGACCAUACAGCAGCAGCAGCAGCAGCAGCAACAGCAGCAACAACAGCAGCAACAACAGCAUCCGGCGAAUCAGCAAUCGCAACAGCAUCAGCAGCUGCAACAGCAACAACACGCUCACCAGCAACAAAACCAACCGAAUGCGCCCACUUACAAGUGGAUGCAGGUUAAACGAAACGUGCCAAAGCCUCCAAUGACCAAGCCUGUACAAUUAGCAACUUCUCCGGAAUAUCACAUUCCUGCCCAUGUGCUCGAUCCACUACGAGUUCCUAAUCACACGACCGUUGCUCCCAGCACAGUUUCACCACACCAGACCAGCUUUCUGAUGAACAACAACAGUACGGGCCGUACGAACUUCACCAACAAGCAGUUGACGGAGCUGGAAAAAGAAUUUCACUUCAACAAAUAUCUGACGCGGGCGAGGCGAAUAGAAAUCGCCAAUUCUUUACAUCUGAACGAAACGCAGGUAAAAAUCUGGUUUCAAAACAGGCGCAUGAAGCAAAAAAAGCGCGUCAAGGAAGGCUUAGUGCCGCCGGAAGUGCAGAGCCAAUCGCCCAAACACUCCUCUUCCAUGAUCAACACCAACGAUUCCUCAUCAGCCAGCUCGACGACAGCAUCGAACGCGGCGGCAGCAACUGCUUCCGGCACCUCGAACACUUCUACCUUAAAUGAAAGCAAUGAAAACAGUCGCGAAUCAACUACCAUCUAGACUCAACACCAACGCAAUACCGGAACAUAUAAACAGCCUCUCUUUCUUUUCUCUAUCUGGUGCAUACCGAUUCUAUUCACGUGCACGGUGAACAAACACUGUCAAUUUGGAAUACUAUUAUUCACGACAUCAAUUUCACACCAAACUUCGUUCAGCUGUCUUGAAUCCGUUCCUAUUACCACUACCGCAGCAGUAUGAAUCAUUAUAGGGUGUGAACCACGAAGCGUAUUUAACUUAUUUUUUCUCUAUACAAUCUACUAUUCUUCUACCAUUCGCGUUCUAGGAAGCACAUCAACUACGAGGUAUUGUGAACAUGCUUAGGGUACAAUAUAAUUGCAUUGUUUUGUUCCAGAUACCGUAUGCUAGUCUUUUGAAACGUAAGAUUCUUAAGUAACUAAAACGUUUACUCGUUUGCUCGAUUUAUCUCGUGCCCUUCCCUGCGCCGGUGCGGGGAGAAGGCAACGAGAUUUAUACACAACACAAGGACAACAAAUGAAAAAAGAAUAGCUCAAUCGAUUCCAAUGUUCCUCUUUGCUAGAUAUUAAACGAACCAAAUGUUUCCUAUUUGAUAAUAGACUUAGUAGAAAGCGAACCCAUGCACAUGCAUCUGUAACCAUCGAAAAGUAGUAAGCUAGCAUUAAAUACUACCGAUACGUUUUUAUCCUAUAAAUGCUAUUUCCAAAGCUAUACAGAUGCAUUUCGAGAACGAAAAUGGGACACUUUCACAAUGUUUCAUUUGGGCAGCAGUGUGUGUAGCAGUGAUGCAUUUGUUAAGUGUACAAACGGUAUGAUUAUAAAUUUAUGAAACUGUUCUUAUUCAGUUUUUGCACUGGUUACACAUGGAUAAUGUUAAACAUACGAAAACACAGUUAUGUGAAAUCAUUACACGACCGCUAGGUUAAGAAAAUUCCUAUCGAAUACAAAGAUACAUUUAAGAUAUUCAAACCCCCCUUGGAAAAUAAAAUAUAUUUUAGUAAAAUUCAAA